Molecule: messenger RNA, 663 nt
Organism: Malassezia restricta
Lineage: Eukaryota; Fungi; Basidiomycota; Malasseziomycetes; Malasseziales; Malasseziaceae
Product: coenzyme Q-binding protein COQ10
Exons: 1
Coding region: 1-663 (220 amino acids)
Biological process (GO): ubiquinone biosynthetic process; cellular respiration
Cellular component (GO): mitochondrion
Molecular function (GO): ubiquinone binding
Source: RefSeq, a predicted model, not a curated record
AUGUGGUACCUUCGUUCUGGGGCAUCGUGUUCGUCGGCGAGACAGACAAUCAGGGCGUAUAAAAAUGCCAUCUACUCCAAAGCGCAGCGACCCGUGACGCAUGUUGGCCAGGUGCGAACUUUUUUGAACCUCGGCAACAUUCUUCCUACAAGCCGGGAGCCGUCUUCUCCAAAAAAGGUCAGAGAGCAAGUUGUGUUACCAUACACGCCCAAGGAGCUGUACAGCAUUGUAUCAGACGUCGAUUCGUAUCAUCACUUUCUGCCCUAUUGCCUUGGAUCUCGCGUCAUAGGUCCCUCGGACAGUCCACGUGCCAAGGAAAAUCGACAAAACGCGAGCAGCAUUGUGGAUGCCGAACUCACUAUCGGGUUUUCUGCAUUUCGCGAAAGCUAUGUAAGCGAAGUAUCUAUGCGCCCGAAUGAAUGGGUACUCGCCCAUGCCAAGCCCUCUCCUCUCUUUCAAGAGCUACAUACGGCUUGGCACUUUCGGCCAUUGCCUGCAGGUGCCAGCAUACCACGUACAGAGGUGACCUUCACUCUUGCCUUCGCUUUCUCCAGCCCGUUUUAUGCGGCCGUCGCGGGCCAAGUGUUUGAAAAGCUGUCUUCUAGCAUGUUGGAAGCGUUCCAGCAACGCGCCCGGAGCGUGUACGGCCUACGACGCUCCUAG